ACUAAGCCAAGACAAGCCGGCUUGAGCAUAUGUUCUUCCAGCCUGUAGAUCUGUGUCAUAGAACCACACGUCUUAUGCUGAUCACAAGGUACGUAUUCUUUUCCUUUUGGAGAAAAAGCAAGCUAGGUACAUAUACUUGCCUUCAGCAUGCGAACAAGAACAAGUACUUGCCACGUACAUGGAUGCAUACAGAAUUAGUACAUCACCAGUCGGCCUGUAGCCCGAGUAAAACCGAUUUGAACUAGACACGAAGUUACCGGCCGGCGGAGGGAGGAGCUAGCCAUGGCGGAGCUCGCGUCAGGCGCCGUGAGCUCGCUGCUGGGCGUCAUCCGCAACGAGGCGCUGCUGCUGGGCCGCGUCCGGCACGACGUGCAGUUCAUCCAGGAGGAGAUGGAGAGCAUGCAGAGCUUCUUGACCCACCUGUCAAAGAAGGCACCCGCCGGCGGCGAGCACGACGAGCAGAUUCGCACGUGGAUGAACCAGGUCCGGCUGCUCGCCCAGGACAGCAACAACUGCAUCGAUCUGUAUCUGUACCGCGGCAACCCCGAGAUCCAUCUAGCCAGGGGCGGCCUCCGGCGGUACAUCGCAUGGCUUCCCUGGUUUGUGCACAAGAUGGUGGCGCAGCAUCGUGCGGCUAUUCAGCUCCGUGCGCUCAGGGAACGUGCCCGUGACAUUGGUGAGCGGCGAUUGAGAUAUGGCGUCGAGGUACCAGCGAAAGGGGCAGGACCGGAGCAUUCGCCUCUAGGGGCUGGGCUCACGCCCGCGGCUGCACUGUCCUCGGCGGUGCAUGCGGCAGCAUCAUCUGCCGCUUCCGGAGAUGAAGAAGAAGAUAAUGACGAUCAACUCGUGGUUGCAACAAAGACCACCAAUCAUUCUGGUCGAAGAGGGGCAUUUUUUGAGCCUCCUACACCGGAGGACAAUGUUAAGGCGAAGCUAGCUGAAUGGAUAGAGGAUGUUGCACAACGCAGCACUGCUGAGAAGAAAUCAAUACAAUCCAUCGCCAUUGUGGCACCAGAUGAGCAAGAUACCUGCGCUAUUGCAGAUGUUGCUCGGAAAAUGUGGGGAGAACAUGGCACGCACAGUGUCUUGGUCGACAUCCCAGCAGUGCACUUCUAUUCUGAAUUGCUUCGAACCAAGGACGUUCUCUACUAUAUACUGCGGGAGCUGCAGUCUGUUCCACUUCCAUCCCAGCAGGACAAAAAGGAUAUUAACUCGAAAAAAUGGGUGCUGAUUGAUGAAAUCACCAAAGAUAUUGAAGGAAUGAAGGUUGGCAAAAAGAUUUCAGAAAUCAUGAAAACUGUUGAACAAAUGAAGGGCAGUCAGUGGCAGCUGGACCUGGAACAUGACAACCGGGACUUGCUGGGCCUGCUGGAAUCCUCUAAGGAUGAACCCUUAGGAGUAAUCCUCCGAGCGUUGUGUGUUCUCAAACACAAGCCAGCUGACGGUGUACCUCUUGCUAUCAAACAUGAACAAGAAAAGAAGCAAGCAACACCUUCAGAGAGGAAGAAAGCCUCGCACGAAGAUAUCAUCAAGGGAACAGCCAAGAAGCUUAAAGAGCAUAUGGAACAAAAUAGAGAUGACAAACAAAAACCUAGCGCAGAGCCAAUUCUUCUCGAUCAAGCCCAUUAUGAACACAUCCUAAGGAAGUUGUUCCCAGAGGCCAGCACGCAGCCCCUCCAGAUCCGUGAGCAAGAUUCGAAGCAAGCCACUGCCGUCACCGCCACUAGCACUAUUAGUGCAUUCAUCGAGGACCUAGUUAAUGAAAUGAUUCAUAAGGUCAUAAAAGAGCUGCAGGAAAACAGAUCCGUGACAGAACCAGGCACAGCUGAGAAACAGGAUGUCAAAUCUGUGAAGGAACCAGAUAGAGCUGCUGGUAAAAAGGAUUGUAUCCCGGAUUCUCUUAUUGAAGAAAUAAUCUACAUGUUUUGGGAAAUCGAGUGGAUGAUGGAAGAGCAGAUCAAGAUCAAAAGGAUCAUGGACAAAAUUAAUGAUUGUUUGAAGAGCCGAGAUGGUCAGAUUCUGGUUAUCCUAAAACUGGAUAAUGACUAUGUGUCUGGGUGGACGGAGUUGAGAAAUGCUUUCAGCUUGAUGGGUCGCAUAGCCGGUGUACUGUUGUUGAACACAACAAUAAAUGCUGAUCGAGCCAAACAAUAUUGCUGCCCGGAGCGGGAGCCCAUAGACUAUUCUCUUCUUGGCCUCUACCAUGAUACUGCACUCGAGCUUACAAAGAAGCACAUGAUUGAAGAUAGCCCGCGGAUUUUUCUUGACAUCUUGGGCGAGUGUAAGCAACAGGAAUUCUGCAUGAAGAUCUUCGUUCAUGCUUUGAACGCCAACCCCAAGAGAAGCAAGGAAGAGCUAAUCAAGUUGCACACAACCCUGCAGCAGGUUCCAGAUGACUCGUUAGAAAAAAUUGCUAAUAAGAUGCUCAAGUUCUCUUAUAGUGAUCUUCCUAAUGAAUACAAGUCCUGCUUGCUGUACCUAGCUAUUUUUCCUCGGCGGCAACGCAUCAGGCGGUCAACCUUAAUAGGACGUUGGGUUGUAGAAGGGCUGAUUACGAAGGAAGACUGGGCCAGUUCUGUGCGUCGUGCCAAUCGAUGUUUUGAUGCGCUGAUCAAUCGAUGGCUUAUUUAUGCUGCUGAUAUUGGUGCUACAGGAAAGAUAAAGAGUUGUGUGAUUGGUGAUCUAGUUCAUGCAUUCAUUACCAGGAUUGCUAGAAAACGGCGGAUUGUGGAAACACGCCUGUCACAUCACUUGGCUCUCCGCUUCUCCAUUUUCAAUGACCUUCGACUCCGUGGCUCAGAUAAAAUAGACAAAUUCUUUGAUAAGCUCUAUGAAGAAUCAUCUCGAGUGUCCCUGAUCAAGGUGCUAGAUCUUGAAGGUUGCCAAUGCUUUAGAGGGAAGAACCAAAGCUACCUCAGAGACAUAUGUAGCAAGAUGUUACUACUCAAGUAUCUGAGCCUAAGGGGAACAGAUGUUACCCAUCUACCCACUGAAAUCAACAACCUCCGUGAGCUGGAAGUAUUGGAUAUCAGAGAGACCAAUGUACCUCCAUCUGCAACAGUAAAUCUCUUACUCCUGAAGUUGAAGCGUUUGUUGGCUGGUCGCAUUGUUCUGAGUUCAGGGGCAAGUAGUACUGAAUUAUCUAGUGUUGAGAUUCCUGAGAAGGUCGAAAAAAUGGUAAACAUGGAGGUAUUGUCCAAUGUCAAGGCAAGAAAAAGAAGAGAUUUGAAAGAUAUUGGAAAGUUGUGGCAGCUGAGGAAGCUUGGUGUGGUUAUCGAAAACAAGGAGCCACACCUCAGGAAUUUUCUUCGAGCUAUUAGUGAUCUGCAUGAGUGCCUCAAGUCUCUGUCAAUCACUCUUCCCAGUACAGAGGACAGCAAAGUCUUCACAUCGUGGGUUCUUGAGCACUAUAAAAACACUCCCAAGCUUCUUGAGAGCCUAAGCAUUUCUGGAACCACACAAACAGUGCAACUUCUUCAAUUGUUCACCAGAGAUAGUGACCAGCUCCAACUUGACAAGGUAACUCUAUCUGGUACCAAGCUGAGGAAGGCUGAUCUGAAGGUCCUUGCCAGUCUGCCCAAAUUAGCAUGUCUCAGGCUGCGAGACAAGGCAUACAUCGAUAGUGACCUCACCUUCAUCAAUGGUGAAUUCAUAAAUCUCAAGUGCUUUCUUAUUGAGGGUUCCAACAUAAUUGUCCUCAACUUAGGUGGGGCACAUAAACUCGAGAAGAUCAUUCUGUGCUCCACCGAUGGCCUACUGUCAGUUUGUGGAGUCGAAGACCUUCCGGAACUAAAGGAGGUUGAGUUGAAGAACAUCAAUAAGCUUUCACUGUUUGAGAAGGCCAAAAACAUCUCCAAGGUGACUCUGUGUCAUACCAUUCUUUGUCAAGAAGAGCUGGAGAUUCUUGCCAAGAUACCUAACAUGCGCAACCUAGUACUGAAGGAGAUAUCUUAUGUACAGAGCCAACACAUCUUCUACGAACACGACUUCCCAAGGCUCAAACUUCUUGUCAUCGAAUUUUCUGCCAUCACCAAUAUCGUCUUUGCUAGCCAAUCUGCUACUAAUCUCGAGAGAAUAAUCUGGUUCUACACCAAGGGUACACUCUCCGGCAUUGACAACCUUCCAAAACUGAAGGAGCUCGAGUUCAAUGGUGAUUUUGUCCCCGAUCUGGUGAAAGAAGCAUUGAAAAGAAAUGACAACAAACCCAAGCUUAUACACAACAAACCAGAAAACCAACACCAAGAAGCUGGUAACAUACCAGAAAAGGAAGAUUCUCACAGAUUCCCAUUAUUCUGGAAGAGAGAGGAUUGA
Molecule: messenger RNA, 4311 nt
Organism: Triticum aestivum (bread wheat)
Lineage: Eukaryota; Viridiplantae; Streptophyta; Magnoliopsida; Poales; Poaceae
Exons: 3
Coding region: 283-4311 (1342 amino acids)
Biological process (GO): defense response to other organism
Source: RefSeq, a predicted model, not a curated record